AUGUUGGAGAAUGAUGUGUUGGACAUAGAAGCUGUUGGGGUGAAAGGUUCGCGUUUCACCGUCUUCUUCCUCAAGAUGGGAAACUCGAAGAACUGGCAAGAAAAUAGUUCUCAACUCGUUGCCGCUGAGAAUGGAUCGACAGCAAGUCGGGAGAACCAGUUCGGUUUGGAGCAGCUUGCAGCAUACAUCAACAUUAUCAUGCCAAGCCUGUUUGGGAUCAUCGGUUUUUUGGGCAUUAUAGGCAACUCCAUCGUAAUCUACACCAUUGUAAGGAAGACCAAGUUCAAGUACAAGCACACCGUGCCUGACAUAUUUAUCUUCAACCUGUCCUUGGCUGAUUUGUUAUUUCUGCUAGGAAUGCCUUCCCUUAUUCAUCAGCUUGUUGGGAAUGGUACCUGGCAUUUUGGAGCUAUUAUGUGCACCAUCAUAACUAGCUUAGACAGCAACAGCCAAGUCACCAGCAUAUAUAUAUUAACAGCAAUGACCUUUGAUCGCUAUCUGGCCACCGUUCACCCUCUGAAAUCAGCCUACAUGCGCACACCGUCCAUCGCUACAUUGGUGAUCUGCCUCGUUUGGCUAGCGUCUUUCUUAACCAUCAUCCCCAUGUGGCUGUACAGUGGAUUAAUGUCACGACCAGAUGGCACGGUCGGUUGUGCCUUACUUUUGCCUAACCCAGCCACUGAUAUUUAUUGGUUUACACUUUACCAAUUCAUGUUAACUUUUGCCAUCCCUCUGGUUAUCAUCUGCAUUAUUUACUUCAAGAUCCUUCAACACAUGUCCACAGCUGUGGUCCCACUGCCAAAUGGAAGCAGAAGGACAAGGAACAAGAAAGUGACCCGGAUGGCUGUGGCCAUCUGUACAACCUUCUUCGUAUGUUGGGGACCUUUCUACAUCCUUCAGCUGGUUCAUCUAAGGAUCGAGAAGCCAAGCGUCACUUUCUUCUCUGUGUACAACUUUGCCAUCAGCCUGGGCUACGCUAACAGCUGCAUCAACCCUUUCUUAUACCUUGCCUUGAGUGAGACCUUCAGGCGGCGCUUUUUGGUGGCGAUCCCACCUGCUCACCAGCAUUUCCGGGUGAAUAACAGUGAGGCAGAGGGAAGCAUGUCUAUCAAGCUGUCUGGCGAACGCUCUCAACGGACCCACUUCGCAAGGGACUUUUCACCAAACACUUUGCCCGUAACAGUCACAGUUCAAUGAAGGUUUGCGUAAACACCAUGGUCAAUUUUUAAGGAUGAUGAUAUCGCAGGAGAGGAUUUCUUAUCUUUGUUUGUUCCACCAAAGUCACAGUCUUCACUUGCAGCUCUGCAUCCUUGCUAUCAAUAAAUGAGGAAAUCUCUAACAGGCAAAAGACAACAGCAACAUUGUGAGAACUGCUCUCACCCCAUCACUCUAGAAACAGACUGCUCCUCCCACUUGUGUGUGCAAAAGCAGUCAA
Amblyraja radiata (thorny skate) is the source of this 1435-nucleotide messenger RNA. RefSeq names its product melanin-concentrating hormone receptor 1-like. The transcript is spliced from 3 exons. The record is from RefSeq and is a predicted model, not a curated record. Gene Ontology annotation, biological process: neuropeptide signaling pathway. The coding region runs from base 1 to 1197 and encodes 398 amino acids. Gene Ontology annotation, molecular function: melanin-concentrating hormone receptor activity; neuropeptide binding. Lineage: Eukaryota; Metazoa; Chordata; Chondrichthyes; Rajiformes; Rajidae. Gene Ontology annotation, cellular component: plasma membrane; neuron projection.